Molecule: messenger RNA, 2624 nt
Organism: Anguilla anguilla (European eel)
Lineage: Eukaryota; Metazoa; Chordata; Actinopteri; Anguilliformes; Anguillidae
Exons: 4
Coding region: 391-1479 (362 amino acids)
Molecular function (GO): protein binding
Source: RefSeq, a predicted model, not a curated record
GAUUUCCACCAAAUGCUGGGGCAGCGCGCUGCUUGCGCUGAGGAAUCCGGUGGGAUGGGCAGAGCAGCUGGGUCUGGAGAGGCCAGAGGGGUCUGGGUCCUGGCCAUGCGAGGACGUGGAGACCAGCGGUGGCCCUGUGAGCGCGACACCACGCCUCGCAGAACGACCAGCGCGCCCCAGGAGAGCUAGCUCAGCACCGCUACAGGGGAACGCUAACAACCAGGAGAGGAGCUAGCUCCGCACUGCUAGCUCCGCACCGCUACAGGGGAACGCUAACAACCACGAGAGGAACUAGCUCCGCACUGCUAGCUCCGCACCGCUACAGGGGAACGCUUACCACUGAAGAGCUGCAGGCAGGGUGCAGAGCGGGAGAACGGGCUGGAGCUCGUUAUGGACGCCAGGCCCCCUGUGCUGCUGCUCUCUGUGUUUGGGCUCAUCUGGGCCUCCACCCUGGACCAUGACUACGGGGGGGUUCCCGUCUGGAUCGACCGGGCCCGGGGGGAGCCCAGCGUGCUCAGCCUGCGGGGGCGCAUCCUGGGUGGGUACCAGGCCGUGGAGGACGAGGGCUGCCCGGCGGAGUGUGACUGUCCCAUCCAGUGGCCCUCGGCACUGUACUGCGACCAGCGGGGGCUGGGCAGCGCUCCAGCCAGCCUGCCAGCCGGGACCCAGUACCUCUUCCUCCAAAACAACAACAUCUCCGGACUGCAGCCCGACGCCUUCAGCAACGCCACCCAAAUGCGCUGGCUCUUCCUGGAUCGGAACCAGCUGCUGAGCGACCGCCUGCCGGACGCCUUGCUGGCCAACCUGUCCCGGCUGGAGAACCUCUUCCUCAAUCACAACCGCCUGACGGAGGUGCCCUCGGGGCUGCCGGGGGGGCUUAAGCAGCUCCGGCUCGCCCACAACCGCAUCGGCCGGAUCCCCCACGGCGCCUUCCGAAACCUCCCCCACCUCUCCCUGCUGCUGCUCCAGGGAAACCGGCUCAAGGUGUUGGGAAAGGCUGACUUCACAGGCCUGUCAUCCGUCAUCCUGCUGGACCUCAGUCACAACCUCCUGGAGGCGUUCCCCAAACACCUGCCCCCGUCCGUGCAGCAGCUGUACCUGUCCCAUAACCAGCUCCGGGGCCUGUCCCGGGACAGCCUGUGGGGCUUCCAGAGCCUCCGUUACCUGCGUCUCAGCCACAACCAGCUGCACAGCCCGGGCCUGCCGCCCGCGGCCCUCAACCUGUCCUCCCUGGUGGAGCUGGACCUCUCCUACAACCUGCUCACCUCCACCCCCGUGGUGCCUAAUACGCUCCUCUACCUGUACCUGGAGGCCAAUCUAAUCCAUGAGUUUAAUGUGACAAGUUUCUGCAGGACAGUGGGUCCGCUGGACUACUCCCGCUUGAGAAUCCUCAGGUUAGAUGGGAACAAGAUGGACUCCCACCAGCUGCCCCCAGACUGGGUGAUGUGCCUGCGAGUACUGCAUCAUCUGUAUAUAUAACCGGUGUCUCAGUGGAGUCUCAGUGCUGUCUCAGUGGAGUUUCAGUGUUGUAUCAGUGGAGUUUCAGUGUUGUCUCAGUGGAGUCUCAUUGCUGUCUCAGUGGAGUCUCAUUGCUGUCUCAAUGGAGUCUCAUUGCUGUCUCAGUGGAGUUUAGUCUCAUUGCUGUCUCAGUGGAGUCUUGUCUCAUUGCUGUCUCAGUAGAGUCCAGUCUCAUUGCUGUCUCAGUGGAGUUUAGUCUCAUUGCUGUCUCAGUGGAGUUCCAAUACUGUUUCAUUUCUGUCUCAGUGGAGUCUCAUUGCUGUCUCAAUGGAGUCUCAUUGCUGUCUCAGUGGAGUUAAGUCUCAUUGCUGUCUCAGUAGAGCCCAGUCUCAUUGCUGUCUCAGUGGAGUUUAGUCUCAUUGCUGUCUCAGUGGAGUCUCAGUGCUGUCUCAGUGCUGUCUCAGUAGAGUCUAGUCUCAUUGCUGUCUCAGUGGAGUCUCAGUGCUGUCUCAGUGCUGUCUCAGUAGAGUCUAGUCUCAUUGCUGUCUCAGUGGAGUCUGGUCUCAUUGCUGUGUCAGCAUAGUCUCACUGCUAUCUUAACAGAGGCUGCACUUCCUUUUGCAUGAAUAUAGCUGAUUUUAGAACGGUGCUCCCCUAUUGUUUGUGUAUAAUGAAAACAGCCAUGCGCACAUAAAAAUAAUCUUUAGAUUAGACCUCAGCAUUUUAACUGCACUAAAUUGAAGGUUUCUGCAUUUUAAUAAAUCAUUUUCACAUGUCAGUGAUGACAAAUGAACUUGUCCAAACUGGAGUAUUUAAAACUCCUGCUUACUUACCUUUUACACACAGGUGAAAUAAUCAUUUUACAGUGCUCUGCGGCGUAUUCUUUGUGAUGCCAGUGCCAUGCAUUUAGUGCAGUUCAACCCCAGCCUAAUGCCCAGAGACACCUCUGUCUGAGCCACUUCACCAUGGUGACAGCCCUUCGUAUUGAAGGCAUUAUUUCAGAAUUACAACGUAGUCUCACUAGUCUCUAUACCUGUCUCAGCUAUCCCACCACAUUCUAGUCUGAGUGUGACCACACACACACACGCACGCAUGCACAUGCACACACCCACACGCACACGCACACGCACACGCACACGCACACACACACACACACACACACGCCC